This is a messenger RNA of Menidia menidia (Atlantic silverside), 657 nucleotides long. The record is from the annotation of a GenBank genome assembly. Lineage: Eukaryota; Metazoa; Chordata; Actinopteri; Atheriniformes; Atherinopsidae.
CUGGCCCUCAGGAUCCGGCCCCAGCUGGCCAGGGAGAGGAUGGAGGGCUGCCACGUGUGCACGUCUGUGACCCCGGGGGAGCCGCAGGUUUUCCUGGGGAAGGACAAGGCCUUCACCUUCGACCACGUCUUCGAUGUGGACGCCAGCCAGGAAACCGUCUACCGACUCUGCACCGAGCGGCUGGUGGAGGGAUGCCUGGAGGGCUACAACGCCACCGUGUUCGCAUACGGACAGGUGCAGCACUAUUUAUCCCCUUUAACCACUUUAGAGGGACUAGGUGUGGGGAACUGGGCGGUGAUCUUGAACUCUGGGGGGGGGCUUUCCCUGCUGGUUGGCGGUUUCCCGGCGGUUCUGGAUGCCGCUGAACAGAUGCUGAACGGCCCGCGGGACGAUGCCCAGCUCCCCCGGCUGCUCGCUCAGGUCCAGGCCGCAUCCUUACCUCAGGGCCACGCGCACGGAGCUCUCAUCCGGGCCACCGCUCAUGCUGCCGGUAAAAGUACCCGGAUAUACCGCCCUCCUCCCGCAUCUGGAGGCCGGGAACGGGGCCCCUUGUCCGGGGUUCCGGGGGUCACGUGUCCGGGGUUCCGGGGGUCACGUGUCCGGGGCUCCGGGGGUCACCUGUCCAGCGGCAUGGCGGCCGCCUGUGAGUGUUUGUGA